Messenger RNA from Passer montanus (Eurasian tree sparrow), 284 nucleotides. Its product is annotated as DNA-directed RNA polymerase III subunit RPC7-like. The annotation marks the transcript as partial. The record is from RefSeq and is a predicted model, not a curated record. The transcript has 3 exons. Lineage: Eukaryota; Metazoa; Chordata; Aves; Passeriformes; Passeridae.
AUGUCCCCAAAUCCCCCAAAGUGUCCCCAAAUCCCCCAAAAUCUCCCCCAGAACGUCCCCAAAUCCCCCCGUGCCCCCGCAGACAUCGAGCGCUACUCGGACAAGUACCAGCUCUCCAACCCCGUGGACAGCGCCAUCGACUGGAGCCCAGACUGGAGGCGGCUCCCGCGGGAGUUGAAGAUCCGCGUGCGGCGGCAGCGGAAAGGCCGACCCGCUGCCCCCGUCCCCAAGAAGCCGGUGGCACUGGACAAGGAGGAGGCCAUCAAGAAGCUGGAGGUGGGGAG